This is a messenger RNA of Scleropages formosus (Asian bonytongue), 6882 nucleotides long. RefSeq names its product hypermethylated in cancer 2 protein-like. Gene Ontology annotation, molecular function: DNA-binding transcription factor activity, RNA polymerase II-specific; protein binding. The transcript is spliced from 2 exons. Gene Ontology annotation, biological process: regulation of transcription by RNA polymerase II. Gene Ontology annotation, cellular component: nucleus. The coding region runs from base 107 to 1759 and encodes 550 amino acids. Lineage: Eukaryota; Metazoa; Chordata; Actinopteri; Osteoglossiformes; Osteoglossidae. The record is from RefSeq and is a predicted model, not a curated record.
ACAAGAUGGCGCUCGGACGGUUGUGAGAUGAGAAGCCCGGGUGGUCAACCACGUAUGUUUCUGCCGGUGUAAUAAGGUUGUGCAUUUUGUUGAAAAGAAGGUGGAAAUGGAAUUUCCAAAUCAUGCUAGACAAUUGCUCCUUCAGUUGAAUCAGCAAAGAGCCAAAGGGUUUCUGUGUGAUGUGAUCAUCGUAGUGGAGAACGCCCUGUUUCGGGCACAUAAAAACAUUCUGGCUGCCAGCAGCAUGUACUUUAAAUCCCUCAUGCUCCACGACAACCUGGUCAACCUGGACACAGACAUGGUCAACCCAUCUGUAUUCCGGCAGGUCUUAGACUUCAUUUACACAGGCAGACUGCCAUCUGUUGACCAACCCUCGGAUAAGAACUUCAAUGCCCUUCUUACGGCUGCAAGCUACCUCCAGCUACAUGACCUCGCAGCUCUUUGUAGGAAAAGGCUCAAGGGCAGCGAGAAUGCUCUUCCUGGAAAGUCUGCUGUGUCCAACGGAGCUUGGGAGCUCCACAAGAAAGAGCUGUCCACCGCAGUCACUCAGGGGCACGUUUCAAGUUCUGAAGACUGCGAUGACGCACAUCGUCAGGGUGAGCAGCUGAAUGAUAAGCUGUCAGAUGAUGAGCCCUUUGCCAGCAGCUCCCCUUGCGUCCUAUCAGCUGGUCAGAGCGGCAGCAGCAAUGUUGGUAACGUUGGCAGGGGUGAGGAAGAAGAUGAGGAUGAUGAGGACGACCAGGAGCUGGGCUUGGAUCUCUCCAAAAAGAGUCCCUCUGAAAGCUCGGUCACAGAGGAGAUCAGUCCUCAAAGCCUCAGGGAGGAGUCGCCCCAGUCCGACUGCAUAUCUGGUGCCAACAGUGCUUCCUCUGAGGAUUGCUCCACCCAGCACCAGGACCUGGAAGGGGUUGAGGCCAUGGAUCUUGGAGAACAGGCACGUGAGCAGAGCCAGGUUCUCCCUCACGCGGAUCCACCGCGCCAAAGAGCCCGGCAAGCUAACCGCAAGAAGAAUUGGCCGAGGAAAGGCAGAGGGAAAAUGGAUGCAGUGGAGCAGACAACCCAAACUGGCGGUAGCGAAGAGUCAAAGGUAGGGGCUGAACAGCCAUCCAGCAGAGGCAGCCUCAGCUCCGACCGCUCCUUCCACUGCGGUGAGGACGGAGAGAACGAGAAGGAGCACAGCGAGGAGAGCGGGCAGAGCGAGGGCGAGAGUCUCGGCGCUAACUACGUAUACCGCCAGGAGGGUUUCGAGGCUGUCGUCGGGGACAAUUUGUACGUCUGCAUCCCCUGCGGCAAGGGCUUCCCUAGCUCCGAGCGGCUCAACGCCCACGUGGAGACGCACACCGAGGAGGAGCUGUGCAUCAAGGAGGAGGCGGAAGAUCUGUCUGCGCGGGCCGCCCCUGCGGCCGGCGCUGAGCUCCAGCCCUUCGAAUGCUCCGUAUGCAGCAAGAGUUACAAAGACCCGGUGGCCCUGCGGCAACACGAGAAAGGCCACUGGCUCUCGCGGCCCUUCCCGUGCCACAUCUGCGGUAAGAUGUUCACGCAGCGCGGCACCAUGACGCGCCACAUGCGGAGCCACCUGGGCCUUAAGCCCUUCGCUUGCGAGGAGUGUGGCAUGCGCUUCACGAGGCAGUACCGCCUGACGGAGCACAUGCGGGUCCAUUCAGGGGAAAAGCCCUACGAGUGCCAGCUCUGCGGGGGCAAGUUCACCCAGCAGCGCAACCUUGUCAGCCACCUGCGAAUGCAUACCUCCCCUGCCUGAGCCAAAGACUGCCCUUUUUGUCGGAGACCUCGUACCCUUGACCCUCACUCAGUCUGCAGUUUACCGACGUUUGACCAUUUUACACCUUUCGUUUUUUUCUUUUUUUUUUUUUUUUUUGCAGUAAUACCCUUACUGCUUACUACCGUAGGGUCCAAAUAAGUGGUUUCAUAUCACAUUACUUCAGGGUUUUUUGCAGUCUGGGAACAUCCAGGAGUGCACUGCUCAAGUCAUCGACCAAUGUUCCAGAUCCUUAUUUUUUCCCCCCCAUUUCACUGUGGUUAUUUCAGUACCUCAUUCUGCCCAAGAUCUCGUGCCCCUUUUGAUGGAAUAUCCAAAAGUGAGAAAAGGGGUCUUUUUGUUGUUGCUGUUUUUGUCGCUCAUGAAGGGCUACUCCCUUAAACUUCAUGGUACUUGACUUAUGUCUUAUGACUUAUGGUUGUGAGAACUUAUGUCUAUAUGUGAAUGUUUUUAACUGGAAGAAUUAGGGCUGUUUCUUCUGGGGUGGGUUUUUUGUGACCAGAACUUUUUUCUAGUUUGUCCACUACAUCUAUUGUACUUUUUUUUUUUUUUUUUUUUUUCUCUGGGGGUGAGGUUAUACUUUUUUGAAUGGACUUGUUUACCAUGCUACCUCUCAAUUGUUCUCAAGAACAAUACAUGGGUUAAGUGAACACUAGGGUGUGAUGUGGGUGGGGGGUGGGAUCCUAAAUUUAAGUAGUGUGUAAAGAUUCUAGAAAAACGUAACGCUUUAACCUGCCCACCACUCAACAAAUGUUGUAAUGCUAGGUUUGACAAAGUUUUUCUUUUAGUUUUGUUUCUGUUUCAGGAAAAAAGGAUGGUUUAAAUCCAGUGUAAUUCUGGACUGCUUUUCCUGGUUCAAACUGGGUUGUUUGUGAAAAACUGUUCCAAAGAAAGGGGAAAGGAAUGUCAAGAAGGACAAAGAGCCUAACCAACAGAGUUUACUCUUGACAUUGAGAACCAAAGCUUAAUUGCAAAUGUGUAGUAAAGUAGACGAAACUAAAAUUUCCUUGCACAUAUUUUAACAUAGCCUAAACAAAGAGCUCUGUAGCUGAACAAGUGGAUUUUUUUUUUUUUUUUUUCUUCCCUGAACCUGGCGACACCGACCGGUGAGUGUAGCUCUAGUGGUGAUUGGUGGGCUGGUCAUAUAGUAGACUCAGCUUUGGAAGUUUUCCCCUCAAAACAAAGUCAGGAAAAGUGUCUUCUUAGGGACAUUAUUUCCACUUCAGACCAAAAAGGAAAGAUUUAAAUGUGACUGGAGAUUUUGUCUUUCGGGACUGCGUGUUUUUGUUUCUUUUUCCUUCAGAUAUGUGAAGCUUUUGUUGAACGGCAAUGGAAUAGGUGACAUUUUUGAACUGGUGGUCUUAGGACGGAAUUGAUUUCCAGUUGGGUGGAUGUUACCUAUUAACACUUAUCAGUUUACUUGGUAGAUACUAUUAACUUUCAGAAUGAAUGCAACACCUGAGCCCCUGGGCUGGAAUAUGUCUUUGUUUUUUCUCAACGAGGUUGAGAGACAUUUUGUUGAGAGCUUCAACCACAAUAUAAAAAAAAAAAAAAAAAAAAAAACUCCCCGGGAAAACCUUGCGGCGACAGAUAAUGUUGUUUCCUGUGGAAUCCGAGGGCUGGACCUUCAGUGGAAGCCUUCUAGAUGUUCCUUUCGGUGGUGUUUUGGGAGCCUGGAUUAAUGUAAAAUUUUGGAUAUUUGGUGGAACUCCUCAGUCACUGCAGCUGCUAGUUGCGGUUUAAGAGAAAUGUGCGCUGGUACCUGCAAACUGCUCACCCCUAUUUACAGUGAUCCGCUUCAGGUAAUGUAUAACCUUAAGUAUUGUUGUUGUUUAAUUUCCCCCCGAUUUAAGUGAAAAUUUCUGGGGUACAUGGUUGUUUUCUGAAGUUCCACAGCACACAAGUGCAGGCCUGGCGAGGAAUCCCGUUUACCUCCAUAGUAUGAUUGCAGGGGUCACGCGUGGCUGGGUUUUGGAAGGAGCCGGAAGCUUUUGUGGAAUAAUGGCACGCUGCAGACUGGCGGAGUCCGGAGUCAUGAUGCUUGGGCCGCUUUCCUUGCUGUUGCAAACCAGGCUUCUUCCCGCUCCGGAGAAGCGAUCGUUAAAUUGUUUAUUGAAACCACGGCUCAACUUCAGGGACUGUUCCACGCAACCACAGGAUGCUCGCAAAGACGAGUUAAUCCUUUCUUUGAGCCUGUUGAAAAAGGCUGGGCAGCUCAAAUGUGUUUUAAAUAUUAUGGACAUGUUUCAUAAAUACUCGAAAGAACUGAGCUCAAUCCCAAAUCCCCACACUUCCUACCAAAGCACAUCUGAAUGGCGUGACAUUUUGUAUGGCUCAAACUAAUCAGUCUUUGUCGUUUAUAUGAAUCUGUGCGUUCGCAGACUACAGCCAGUGUGAGAACCAAUGCAAUGUAAGUAGUAAAUAAUAUUGAUAUCCCACCUCCCGCUGCAGUACCCUUGAGCAAGGUACAUGGUUUAAAAUGGCUCCAGUAAAAAUUGCCCAGGUAUGCAAAUGAGUGAAUAACUGACGUUGCUUAACAUCCAGUUACUUUGGAGGAAACCGACUCGUAAAGCAGUUCUGCAUCUUUUCGUGGCUUUGUGAGUGGUUACAAGGUGGUUCUGAUAACCUUGACCUCAACUUAGCCUGGCUGGCUGUACUUUUUUGGCUUUUGUAAGGCAAGGAGAGCUAUGGGUAAGGUUCAGAUGGAAUUAUAGUGUAAAUCUGGGUGUCGGAUAGAGCUGCCUGUGGGGGAAAAAAAGCCGCUGAACUCAAAUGAAAUUUUUUUUUUUUUUUCUUCUAUAAAAAAGAACUUAACUGUCAGUGAAGAAUGUAUUUCCCCAAAGCUGUUCUCACACUAGCUGAGAGUUCACUUAUGACACAAAGCAUGCAUGUGUAAAUGGGUAGUUUAUAUACGUUUUUGAUGAGUGGUAUAUUUUCAACAGGACACUAGAUACACUUGACAUAAACCUACGGAAGUGGUCAAAGGGUCCAUUUGCCCAUGUCUGGUGAACUGUUACUCUCUGUAUCAGGUGGCUUUGCCUGUGGUCCGGUCUCUUCCUGUUGGACCGAAUGCUUUCCUGGUUGACAUGAGAUGCAAGUUAAUGCAUGUGUUGUACUUUGUGCCUGUGUUGGAGCAAAGUGGUUGUGCUUCGCCAUUUCACCAAAGUUCUUCGCAAACGGACUCGCGCACCUGUUUUGCCAUGCCGUUGCUGACUGCUAAAGGUUUUGGAUUUUGGUUUGAUUCUCAUCCUUGUUGAUCAUCUGUUUGUUCCAUUUCCCCGCUGUAGCAUUCAGUGUCAGUGUUUCAUUGUCACACAGUGUUAAAAGCUUUAAACCACCAAUGUUGGAUCCCCAAGAUCUCUGCUUUCACUGGAAACCGUCUUGGAUCCCUGUGUAUAAAUCUUUCCCUGUGUUACAAAAAGUGCCCCUUCCAACCCAGUAGCAUCUCUCACCUGAGUCCUGCUUGUGCAAAAUCUUAGUUGCGCUCAGCAAACAUCCUGCCCGUGCAUUUUAUUAAUGUCAGACCUUUGCAAAAUGUGGGGCUUGAGUGUCUACGGUUUCUCGUAAUGCUGGUUUUAUUCAGUUAUUCUUUCCUCCUGAAGUUGUAAUGAAAACAGUGCACUGUGUUUUAAAGGGAAAAACCUUAGCUGCUAAUCUAGUACUUGAAAUGGUUUUGAUACUUUUUAUGUGAUCAGUUUAGAUCCAUUUUUUCCAGUAAAACAUUAAAUGUAGGAGUUAAGAAAUUUUGUCUUGCUGGUGGCAACCUUCUGGUUGGAAGUUUCUUAGCCGGAGGAGAAAAAAAGCUUUUAUUCAGGUAAAAACUAUACAAGUAUAGCUUGAAGUUGUUAGAUCAUUUCCAAAAGUCAAUGUCCCAGUCUUAACAUACACCAAUGAUAACCUGUUUUAUAUUUUCAUUAAAAUUUUUGUUGAAAUAAACUCCGUUUUUUGAUUCUUUUGAUGCUCUGUCAUUCCCCCAGGACCAGAAGUAGGAGUCGUCAAACCACCUUCAUGUGCAAGACUUGCCACCUCCAUGCGUCUAUACACUUGUUUCAUUUCUCCACUGGAGAAUUGAGUGGCUGCACACAGUUGGUGAGAAAGUUUACUCCAAGUUGUGGACCAUCGGUGCUCACACACAACUUUGUGUUGUUUGAAUCCCACCUCCAGCUGUAGUGGCGUUAAACAUUAAUCAAUUGCUGAGGAUUAAUGCUCAAGUUGUCAUUUUGCUUUGCUUUUCUCCAAGUAGCCACACAUUACUGUUUGAGUACAUCAAAUGUAGUAACAGUUUAGUUUCCCAGUUAUGCAGAUCAAGUGUGUGGACUUUAUCUGUGCUGGUCAGUUUGCUGACGCCUUUUGAAAUUUCAUACCUGCUUUCCUAGUAUGUUUUGAAAGCCCAGACGUGUGCAGGAGCUUGAUCCCUUACUGACUAUAGUAAUAUAGCUACCGUAUAUCCAAAACUUUUACAGGCACUACACACCGAAUAAAUCAAGCAACAUCUCCAUUACUCUUUCUGAUUGCAUGGACAAUACAGCACGCUGAGAGUUACCGGAUGCUGAUGAACGUUGCACGGGAUUGUGAUAAAUUGGUUCCAUCCUGGUUGCCAUAUUUUGUGUCCCUAUUCGCAAACAAGAGAUGUACUUAAGGUCUAACAUUUUUAAUGCGAUUCUCAAGUGCUGUCCUCCAACUCGCUCUCCUUUCUCUACUCUAUUUCAUUCUCCUAUCCCACUUGAUCAGCAGGAGCAACACAGAAGUCCUCCAUGCAACAAGCAGACCACAACACAUUGAAUGGGAGGUUGUGGACAUAGGACUAGCAGGUGAUGAUAAUGCAAGGUGUCAACAGCUUGCUAAAGAAUAAGUGGAGGGGCAUAUGUAUUAAGCUUGCAUGAACUGUGAUGUAGUGCUUGAACUUAGGGCCAUGUUCCUGUCCCACUUUGUUUUUAAAAAAAAAAAAAAAAAACACCGCUCUGCAUUCUAAUGGACAGCCCACGUUUCAGUUAGUAGUUUAUCAGACAAGUCUAAAAUCCAUGGGAAGUACAACUAUUUUCCUUGUACAUUUAUUCAUUUGGCCAAUGCUUUUUUUUCCCCAAAGCACCUUACAAUGUUAACCU